ACUACACUUAAAAAAAACAAAUGGAAGCCAGCAAUUCACUGUGUAAAAUUACAUGUUGGAUCAUAAUUAACAUUUAUGUCUUUAAGUGUAAUAAUAUUUAAAACCAACACAAUGACAGAUUAUUUUACUUAAAAUUUAAUAAGAUAAGAAAUCUCAUUUAAGACAAGCAAAAAAAUGUCUAAAUUAUGUCAUAAAAUCUCAUAUAAUUAACAAAGUUUGAGGAAGAGACUAUUCAAAGUUUAAUUAUAUACACCUUGACAUAAAAAUAAAUACGGUAUCAUACAACACCACACAGGAGUUAUAAUCCUGAUUAUAGUUAGUUAGGUGCUUGUUGGACAAGUUUCACAAAGUCAGAAAGGUCAAAGUAAAAAAUGUCGCAGGUCAUUAAAAAUAUUUCUUUUAAGUGUCCAAUAUGUAGAAAAAUAUUUUCAACUCAAUGGAACAUGAAAAAUCAUAUAUAUGUACAUACAGGUGAGCGUCCCUUUAAAUGUUUGACAUGUGAGAAAACAUUUAUUCACCUAUAUAGAGCAAAGUGUCAUUUGUUGACACAUAAUACGUGUCCUUAUAAGUGCACUAUAUGCGGAAAAUCCUUCAAAACAAAACACUGUAUGAGGCAACAUACAUUUGUUCACACGGAAGAGCGACCUUAUAAGUGCACUAUAUGUGGCAAAUCCUUCAAAACCAAACACUAUAUGAACAUACAUACAUUGGUUCACAUGGAAGAGCGACCUUAUAAGUGCACUAUAUGUGGAAAAUCCUUCACAACUAACAACAGUAUGAAAAUACAUACAUUGAUUCACACGGAAGAGCGACCUUAUAAGUGCACUAUAUGUGGAAAAUCCUUCAAAACCAAAAUCUGUAUGAGGCAACAUACAUUGUUUCACACGGAAGAGCAACCUUAUACGUGCACUAUAUGUGGAAAAUCCUUCAAAACGAAACACGGUAUGAGGCAACAUACAUUGGUUCACACGGAAGAGCGACCUUAUAAGUGCACUAUAUGUGGCAAAUCCUUCAAAACCAAACACUAUAUGAACAUACAUACAUUGGUUCACAUGGAAGAGCGACCUUAUAAGUGCACUAUAUGUGGAAAAUCGUUCACAACUAACAACAGUAUGAAAAUACAUACAUUGAUUCACACGGGAAAGAGACCUCAUAAGUGCACUAUAUGUGGAAAAUCCUUCACAACUAACUACAAUAUGAAAAUUCAUACAUUGAUUCACACCGGAGAGCGACCUUAUAAGUGCACUAUAUGUGGAAAAUCCUUAAAAACUGAAAAAAUUAUGAGAAAACAUGCAUUGGUUCACAUGGAAGAGGGACCUUAUAAGUGCACAACAUGUGGAAAAUCCUUCACAACCAAUACUAUAAUGAAGGAACACACAUUGUUACACACUGAAGAGCGACCUUAUAAGUGCAAUAUAUGUGGAAAAUCCUUCACAACUAAAAAUAUAAUGAAGGCUCAUACAUUGGUUCACAGCGGAGAGCGACCUCAUAAGUGCACUAUAUGUGGAAAAUCCUUCACAACCAAAUACUAUAUGAUCAAACAUACAUUGGUUCACACGGAAGAGCGACCUCAUAAGUGCACUAUAUGUGGUAAAUCCUUCACAACUAGAGGCAGUAUGAAGGCACAUACAUUGGUUCACACUGAAGAGCGGCCUUGUAAGUGCAAUAUAUGUGGAAAAUCCUUCACAACCAAAUACUAUAUGAUCAAACAUACAUUGGUUCACAGCGGAGAGUGACCUCAU
Messenger RNA from Macrosteles quadrilineatus (aster leafhopper), 1742 nucleotides. Its product is annotated as zinc finger protein 99-like. The transcript has a single exon. The record is from RefSeq and is a predicted model, not a curated record. Lineage: Eukaryota; Metazoa; Arthropoda; Insecta; Hemiptera; Cicadellidae. The coding region runs from base 372 to 1736 and encodes 454 amino acids.